UGUGGCUGCUCCAGGAUCAGUCCAGUAACCGCCGCCGUGCUGUGUGACCUCACAGCCCGCUCUGUGUGAACUGACCCCGGGUCUGUGCGGGCCGCCGCCGCCCCCCCUCCGCUGUAUCCGACGGUCUUUUCCUUCCACUCCACUUGAGAAGCAGCAGCCAGCCCGGCUGUUCCCACGCCUCCGCACCGCAGGCCACCGCAAAACCUCCCGAAUCAACAAAGAUUAAAAAAAAUGCGGAAACGGACGCUUUAAAAAAACGCCUUCAGUGGGAAUGAUGCAUGUUUAACCCGGACUAACGAUGCGGGAUCUAAAUCAAAACGGCCUCGACUUUCCCCGCUGGACUAAACUCCGCAGAAGGACGUAAACUUUUCGGUGUGUGCGGGCGGACUGCGCUCGGUUUCAUGAUGUCAGCGGGGCUCACUCGGCUAUGAGUGAUUUGUAUGAUCGUUUUUCAGCACAUCUGGAUCUUUGGCCGUCGAUGCUCUGGACCCAGUGGACUGUUUUCUCGGCGGAGACCAGCUGAAGGAGGACUUCCACACCUCAGGAGUUCGACGCCAGAAACUGACGGGUCCGUGAACGCCGCAGAUAGCUAGCUAGCAUGUUAGCUAGUUUUUAAGCUAGUUUUUUGGUGUUUUUUUAACGCGCGAACGGGGAAAACAUUCACCCAACUUCACUUCACCGCAGUGUGUGAUGCUUCCAGCGCACAGUUUGCAUUAGACGAGUGUUUUCUUCAAGGUUUUCGACUCUUGUAGGUUGUUUUGACAAACUGUGAGUUAGCCAACAACUCGGUGUAACUCAGCCGUUGAUGUUAGCCGUUGCAGCUAACGUCCAAACAUGCCGCAGCUAAACGGAGCGGACGGAGACGACCUGGGAGCUAACGAUGAACUGAUCGCGUUUAAAGACGAAGGGGAGCAGGAGGAGAAGAGGAAUGUGUCUGGAGAACGGGACCUGGACGACGUCAAGUCCUCUCUGGUCAACGAGUCCGAGACCAACAGCAGCUCGGACUCUGAGGCAGACAGGCGGCCCAAACCCAACCCAGACUUGGAGAGCAGGGCCAGACACAGUCAGCUGUUUCAAGAAGCGCUGAGGCGGCGCCAGGAUGGAGGUCUCUUCCAGCCCUCUCCGUACGUUGGAUAUCCCUUCUUCAUGAUCCCGGACCUCGGGAACCUCUGCAACCCCUACCUCGCUAACGGAGCUCUCACACCCAGCGGCAGGACGUACCUGCCGUUUCAGUGGCCUCUGCUCGACGUCCCAGGAAGAGCUGCUAUGAGAGACUGUGCGACCCCCACACACCUGUCGAACAACGUGCCGGUGGUGCAGCACCCUCACAUGACUCACCUCCACCCUCUGCUGUCCUACAGUCCGGAGGCCUUCUCCCCUCAGAGAGCCUCACCUGGCUUCUCUCCUGACCCAGGUAUGUCGAGGACCACUCACGCUGCCUGCUACCCCGUCUCACCUGGAGGCGUGGCUCAGAUCACACACCCCCUCGGAUGGCUGCCGGGUCAGACGAUGUAUCCCAUCGCAGGCGGCUUCUCACCGGCCGCUCUCGCCAUGAACGCCUCCAUGUCGAGUCUGGUGUCGGGCGGCUUCUCUCCACGUUUGGUGCCGACCUCUCAGUCGUCCGUCCCUCACCCGGCCAUCGUACCGACAGGAGUGAAGCAGGAGCCUGAAUGCAGCAGCCAGCCGGGGAAGUCGCCGGCUCAGCGGCAGCAGGAGAGAGAAGAAGAGAAGAAGCCGCACAUCAAGAAGCCGCUGAACGCCUUCAUGCUGUACAUGAGAGAGGAGCGGCCCAAAGUGGUCGCCCAGUGCAAAGUGAAGGAGAGCGCCACCAUCAACCAGAUACUGGGCCAGAGGUGGCAUUCACUGACCAAAGAGGAGCAGGCCAAAUACUACGAGCUGGCUCGGAAAGAGAGACUCGUCCACUCCAAGCUUUACCCCGGCUGGUCGGCCAGAGACAACUACGGUAAGAAGAAGAAGAGGAAGAGGACUAAGAGUGAGACUCUGCUUGAAGGUCCUCAGGACGACGCCCCCCUACAGCUGAAGAGACCUCGUGUCCCACCUGAGGAGACGCCUCACACACACACCUCACACACACACCCCCGCUCCCACCUCACACAGCCGCACACCAUCUCCCACCUGACACACACACACCUGUCCCAGGCCAGCCCCGCCUCCUCGCUGGACUCCCCGGCGACGCCCACCACCGCGCUGGCCUCGCCUGCCGCUCCGGCGCCGACCCACACCGAGCACACACACUCCUCCUACAGCGGACACACUUCUCCUUACGGCGAGCAGCUGCAGCCGCUGUCCCUCACCACCAAACCUCACCGGACCUCCCACCCUCUGAGCCGGACCACCGUCACCCCGGGACCCUCCACGCCGUCGUCCUCCUGCGACACCCCCACCUCCUCACCCCUCAUGUCCUCCUCCAGGUGUUCACCCCCUCCUCCUCCCCCUCUCAUCUCUCAGCCCUUCCUGGUCCCGCCCCUCACCUCCGCUCACCAAUCAGCAGCGAGCUCCCACGGUGCCUUAACCACGACACAGUCGUUCUCCGUCAGAAGAACCAAUCAGCUGUGAGCAUCUGGUUUCCAAUGAACUCUGACAUCACAAACACACUUCAACAUGAUCUGUGCCUCGUCACGAUGCUGUAAAUAAGCUUCCUUUUAUAAACUUUUUUAUAGAUCACAUUUUAUAUUAGUAUGAAAGUAAUUGGUCAAUAUUUGACUGCAUCUCUAACUUCAUCAAACGGUGUAUUUUUUCAACUGUCACUUUUUCUAAUAACGUUUUAUGAAUGAUCAUCGAGGUGUGGCACCGGGGUUUGUUGGUUUGUUUUUUUCACCUGGUAGUAAUGAGUGUAGUUCUGUUCUGGUUCCUCCUCUGUGUUAAUAAAUACUCACUGAGUUCUGACCCGC
Messenger RNA from Acanthopagrus latus (yellowfin seabream), 2912 nucleotides. RefSeq names its product transcription factor 7 like 1a (gene tcf7l1a). Lineage: Eukaryota; Metazoa; Chordata; Actinopteri; Spariformes; Sparidae. Bases 835 to 2577 code for a protein of 580 amino acids. Gene Ontology annotation, cellular component: beta-catenin-TCF complex; catenin-TCF7L2 complex. Gene Ontology annotation, molecular function: RNA polymerase II cis-regulatory region sequence-specific DNA binding; DNA-binding transcription factor activity, RNA polymerase II-specific. The transcript has 12 exons. Gene Ontology annotation, biological process: regulation of transcription by RNA polymerase II; canonical Wnt signaling pathway. The record is from RefSeq and is a predicted model, not a curated record.